Molecule: messenger RNA, 465 nt
Organism: Haliotis rufescens (red abalone)
Lineage: Eukaryota; Metazoa; Mollusca; Gastropoda; Lepetellida; Haliotidae
Product: protein TRACHEARY ELEMENT DIFFERENTIATION-RELATED 7A-like
Exons: 1
Coding region: 1-465 (154 amino acids)
Source: RefSeq, a predicted model, not a curated record
AUGUUUCAGAUCCACUACUACCACCCUCAUUCCUCCAUCCCCACCCACUCUCACCCACCCCUACCGCCACCAUCCUCUACUCCCGCCCCCAUUCCUCCAUCCCCACCCACUCUCACCCAGCCCUUCUUUCAUCAUCCUCUACUCCCACCUUCAUUCCUCCUUCCUCACCCUCAUUCCUCCAUCCCCACCCACUCUUACCCACCCCUACUUUCAUCAUCCUCUACUCCCACCUUCAUUCCUCCAUCUCAUCCUCAUCUCCCCUCAUCCAUCCUCCCACCACCCACCCCUCCCUGUCUCUACCGGUCCCUAUCCCUCUACCCUUCCUUCUCUCUCCCGCCCCUCCCAUCUCCCCAUCACCCUGAUCCAUCCACCCUCCCACCACCCCACCCCUCCCUGUCUCCACCGUUCCUCAUCCCUCCACCCUUCCUUCUCUCUCCCGCCCCUCCCAUCUCCCCACCACCCUGA